CAAAAGCUCGAGAAUACCCUACCGGCAUCAAAAACCCAAAACUUCCAUUCCCACUUUGUAUUUCGAAGAACGAAAAAAGAACGCAGAAGAAGGGAGAAACAUGAGAGGAAGACGCAGAGUGCUUCUUAGCCUCUCUUUUUCUCUGCUUUCACACGUAAAGCACAAGCUUUUAUCAAAAUCAACACCACCCACUUCUUUAUUUCGAAGUAGAAUCACAUUCUCAACUUCUUCCUCCUCCAUAGACCCUCCUAUUGAAGAAUCAAAGACUUCAUCGUCCAAGUCCCAAAGGGAUGCACUGAUUUUGGAACAGUUCAAGCAAAGAAAACUCAAAGGGUCCCCAAAAGACGCCAAGGGUACCCCUCAAGGGGGUUCAACUUCAGUUCCAUUAAGUUCAGAUGCUUAUACUGAGAAAGUGGUCCAAAAGGGUGUGCAGAAUGAGGAAGAACCCACCAUGGUUGUUAGAAGUUUCAAGGAGUUGGGUGUGAGUGAUGAGCUUGUUGAGGUAAUGGAGGAGAUUGGAGGGUUUAUUCCCAGUGAGAUACAGUGUGUGGUUAUUCCUGUUAUCUUGGAAGGGAAGAGUGUGUUGCUGAGUUCACCAUCUGAACCUGACAGAACUUUGGCCUUCUUGUUGCCCCUUAUUCAGUUGCUAAGACGGGAUAGAGAGUUGCUUGGUUCAAAUUCAAAACAUCCACAAGCCAUCGUGCUUUGUGCUACGGAGGAGAAAGCCACACAGUGCUUCAAUGCUGCAACAUAUAUCAUCCAUAACACAAAAUUGAAGUCUGCAAAGGAUUGUGCUUCACCAGAUAAUGGGCAGUCGCAAGCCUCUAUUGGCCUAAUGAUUGGAACUCCCUGUGAGAUUCUUCAAUAUGUUGAAGAGGGGAGCGUUGUUCCUUCUGAAAUAAGAUACUUGGUGUUGGAUGAGGCAGAUUGCAUGCUUGGUAGUGGCCUUGAUCCUGAAAUCCAUAAAAUUCUCAGACCAAUACAAGAUCAUGAAUCAAAAUCUGAUGUCAAAAGAUUACAAACUAUUUUGGCCAUUUCAACCAUGGCUGAGGUUUUGGGUGAACAAUCCCCCAUUGUAAAGCAUCUUGAGUGCCAUCAUGCAGGAAAUAUUUCUGCAAUGUCUUUAGAAAUGGAUCAAACAGAAGUCUUUCAUUUCACAGAGUCUCUUCAUGCUCUUAAGAAAAAAGUGGCAGAGGCCAUGGACUCCCUUUUGCAACAAGAAUAACUAACAUCUUGAUCUACAAUUUCUGACACGGAACGAAAGAAAAGUCAAAAUAGGUUUUAUGAUCUUUCUUAUAGAAACUAUCUGUUAACACCGAAGCACCAAAAUAGGUUUUGUACCCUUGUAUGUUAUUAUCAUGUUCUUCUAACACUGAAGCACCAAAUACCAGGCUUUAGGAGGGAACUAUCCGAGUUGUGUUUCAAAAGGCAAAGAAUUUGACAUUGUUCAGUUUAAUUUCUUUUAUGUUUAUAUACCAACUUAUUUUAGAUGUUUCUAAAGUGAUAA
Messenger RNA from Vigna unguiculata (cowpea), 1507 nucleotides. RefSeq names its product DEAD-box ATP-dependent RNA helicase 39-like. NCBI's taxonomy places the organism in Eukaryota, Viridiplantae, Streptophyta, Magnoliopsida, Fabales, Fabaceae. Gene Ontology annotation, molecular function: ATP binding; RNA binding; RNA helicase activity. The record is from RefSeq and is a predicted model, not a curated record.